AGGUACCAAACAGUCCUGAGCGGAGUUGGGACGACGAUCGAUACAUGUAUUAUAUUGUGAUGACACAUGAUUGAUUGUUAAAGACCGAACCAGCAGCAGCCAGAUUCUCUCGUUAUCGCCCUCCCUCCUUCCCUCUUUCCUGCAGUAAUAAAGAUCGGGCUUCGUGAUUCUGUUCCGUUCGUUCGUAAUCAACUGCGCCCAAUUUACUCAUCAAUUCAAGCUCGAAUCUAAGCCAGGGUUCCAACUUCUAAUCAAUAGCCUUCAUUCUCGAUGAGCUUCGUUGCUUAAUAUCACUACUGACGGCGUCGUGGUGCCAAUAUUUGACCCCCCGAGGUCAGUCAUUUGAGAUACAGUGAGAUAGAGAGGAUAGGCGCAGAAAAGAUUCCGUUUUGCAAGAGAAGAAUCUAUCGACUUUACUCGCGUUUUUUGUCGGUGACAAAAUUUGGAGUUGAGAAUUUCGGAUAGGAAAGAAGACGUUGACCCUUUUGACUGAAAAUUAAUUGGAAUUCACUUUGCUGUUUAAUUGGGCCAUCUCAUGAUUCAUCUAAGACGAAGUUGGUGAAUUAUUAGGGGAGGGUUAUCCUUUCGCCAUGCCUUCUCUACAGCUACUGCAGUUGACUGAACAUGGCCGUAAACUUCUGGCCUCAAGAAGGAAAUCCUUGUUACUUGCCACUGGUGUAGCAGUUGCGGGAGGGACAGUUGCUUACUUGCAUUCCAGGCAUCACCAGAAAAGAUAUGAUUCUUUCAGUAAUUACAAGGGGCUUGGAGAAAAUGAUGAACAAGUAGAGAAGGUGAAUGGAGAUGAAAAUAUUGUGAAGAAAAGUAGACAAAAAAAGAAAAAAAGUGGAUUGCAGUCGCUUCAGGUCCUGGCUGCGAUUCUUCUGUCUCGUAUGGGCCAGAUGGGUGCGAGAGAUAUUCUAGCGUUGGUGGGAGUAGUGAUGUUGCGAACCGCUUUAAGCAAUAGAUUAGCAAAAGUGCAGGGAUUUCUGUUCCGAGCUGCUUUUCUUCGGCGAGUCCCAACAUUUUUCCGCCUGAUUUUUGAAAAUCUUUUGCUUUGUUUUCUUCAUUCAACCUUGCAUUCAACAUCCAAGUACAUAACAGGGACUUUGAGCUUGCGAUUCAGAAAAAUAUUGACAAAGCUCAUCCAUACUCAUUAUUUUCAGAACAUGACAUACUACAAAAUAUCACAUGUUGAUGGCCGGAUAACAAACCCUGAGCAAAGAAUUGCUAGUGAUGUACCAAAAUUCUGCUCCGAAUUGAGUGAACUCGUGCAAGAUGACCUCAUAGCAGUGACCGAUGGUUUGCUAUAUACUUGGCGCUUGUGUUCGUACGCAAGUCCAAAAUAUGUUGUCUGGAUAUUGGCCUAUGUUCUAGGAGCAGGUACCUUGAUCAGAAAUUUCUCCCCUGCCUUUGGGAAGUUGAUGUCCAAGGAACAACAGCUUGAAGGGGAAUAUCGCCAGCUUCAUUCACGAUUGAGGACACAUGCAGAAAGCAUAGCAUUUUAUGGUGGUGAACAUAGAGAGGAAUACCAUAUUCAGCAAAAGUUUAUGAAUCUUUUUCAACACAUGGGAGCUGUUCUGCAUGACCAUUGGUGGUUUGGCAUGAUCCAGGAUUUUUUGCUAAAGUAUCUUGGGGCUACAGUUGCUGUUAUACUGAUAAUUGAACCUUUCUUUGCUGGUAAUUUAAGACCAGACUCUUCGACUUUGGGACGGGCUGAGAUGUUGAGCAAUUUGAGAUAUCAUACAAGUGUUAUCAUAUCAUUAUUUCAGUCCUUGGGAACACUUUCCAUUAGUUCAAGACGUCUUAAUCGUCUAAGUGGUUAUGCUGAUCGUAUUCAUGAACUCUUAACCGUAUCAAGUGAGCUGAGCAUUCACGAGGUCUCCUCUUUACAGAGAAAGGGAAGUAGAAAUUGUGUUAGUGAAGCUAACUACAUCGAGUUUGAUAAUGUUAAGGUUGUUACCCCUACUGGUAAUGUUUUGGUGGAGGAUUUGACACUGAGGGUUGAAUCAGGGUCCAAUCUAUUGAUUACUGGUCCAAAUGGUAGUGGAAAAAGCUCACUUUUUAGAGUUUUAGGGGGCCUCUGGCCUCUGGUAUCUGGAAACAUAGUCAAGCCAGGAGUUGGUUCAGAUCUCAAUAAAGAGAUAUUCUAUGUACCUCAACGGCCGUAUACUGCUGUUGGAACACUUCGUGAUCAAUUAAUUUAUCCUCUUACAGCAGAUCAAGAGAUUGAACCUUUGACAAAUAGUGAGAUGACUGAACUAUUAAAGAAUGUGGACCUUGAAUAUCUACUAGAUCGUUAUCCUCCUCAAAAAGAGGUAAAUUGGGGAGAUGAGUUAUCUUUGGGGGAACAGCAAAGAUUGGGAAUGGCCAGACUCUUCUAUCAUAAGCCAAAAUUUGCUAUUCUUGAUGAAUGCACCAGCGCUGUGACAACUGACAUGGAAGAACGCUUCUGUGCUAAAGUCCGAGCAAUGGGAACCUCUUGCAUUACAAUCUCCCACCGCCCUGCACUGGUUGCAUUUCAUGAUAUAGUUUUGUCCUUGGAUGGUGAAGGAGGCUGGAGUGUGGAUUACAAGAGAGGGGAUUCUCCAGCUCUAAGCGAAGGUGGAUUCAACACACUGAAGUUGUCAGAUACAGUUCGCCAAAAUGAUGCCAUGGCUGUUCAGCGAGCAUUUACAAAUACUAAAAGGGAUCCUGCCUUUUCAAAUGCAAAGUCAGAACCUUACGUGUCAGAGUUGAUAAGAAAAUCACCUCCAGUUCUUCCUGAUGUUUCAUUGCCUGUAAUUCCACAACUUCGGGUUACUCAAAGAUCACUUCCUCUCAGAAUAGCUUCCAUGUUUAAAAUACUUGUGCCAACAGUAAUGGACAAGCAGGGUAUGCAGCUUCUUUCAGUUGCUAUACUUGUGAUAUCAAGAACCUGGAUUUCUGAUCGCAUCGCCUCUUUGAAUGGGACAACUGUGAAGUAUGUUUUGGAGCAAGAUAAAGCUGCAUUCACUAAACUUGUUGGUGUCAGUGUUCUUCAAAGUGCAGCAUCUUCAUUUGUUGCCCCUUCUUUGAGGCACUUGACAGCCAGACUUGCCCUUGGUUGGAGGAUCCGUUUGACUCAACAUUUACUAAAAAACUAUUUGCGAAAUAAUGCUUAUUAUAAGGUUUUCCACAUGUCAAAUGUUAAUAUAGAUGCAGACCAGAGAUUAACUCAAGAUCUGGAGAAAUUAACUGGUGACUUGUCGGGAUUAGUCACUGGAAUGGUGAAACCAUCUGUUGACAUUUUAUGGUUCACAUGGAGAAUGAUGCUGUUAACUGGUAGAAGGGGUGUUGCCAUUUUAUAUGCUUAUAUGUUGCUGGGUCUAGGUCUUCUGAGAAUUGUUGCUCCUGAUUUUGGUGACUUAGCAAGUCAGGAACAAAAGCUUGAGGGAAUGUUUAGGUUCAUGCAUGAGAGAUUACGCACACAUGCUGAAUCUGUGGCAUUCUUUGGAGGUGGUGCCCGAGAGAAAGCUAUGAUUGAAUCAAGGUUUAAGGACCUCCUUGAUCAUUCUGCAUCACAUCUUAAGAGGAAAUGGCUCUUUGGCGCACUGGACGAUUUUAUCACCAAGCAACUCCCACAUAAUGUUACAUGGGGUUUGAGCUUAUUGUAUGCUAUUGAACACUCAGGGGAUCGAGCUCUGACCUCCACUCAAGGUGAAUUAGCCCACGCUCUACGUUACCUAGCAUCCGUUGUAUCACAAAGCUUUUUGGCUUUUGGUGACAUCCUUGAACUACACAGAAAGUUCCUUGAGUUGUCUGGAGGGAUCAAUCGAAUUUUUGAGCUUGAAGAGCUUCUUGAUUUUGCCCAAAAAGAUGAUUCUAUUACUGAGACCAUGUCAUCAAUGAAUUCAAAUGAUGCUAUUGUCAUCUCUGAUGUGGAUAUCAUCAGCCCAGGACAGAAAUUAUUAGCUAGGAAAUUGACUUGUGAAAUAAUGCCAGGAAAAAGUUUGCUUCUUACUGGUCCAAAUGGGAGCGGAAAAAGCUCUAUCUUCAGGGUUCUUCAUGGACUUUGGCCAAUAGUCAGUGGGAAACUAAACAAACCCAUCCAAAGAAUUGAUGAAGAGGCUAAAUGUGGAUGUGGUAUCUUUUAUAUUCCUCAGCGUCCCUAUACAUGCUUGGGAAGUUUGAGGGAUCAAGUUAUAUACCCUCUUUCUAAUGAGGAGGCAGAAAAAAGGGUAUUAGCAUUGUAUGGCAAUGGUGAACCGUCAACAAAUGGCCAGGAAAUUCUUGACAAACAUUUGAGAAGCAUUCUGGAGAAUGUAAAAUUGCUUUAUCUUUUGGAAAGAGAAGGUAACUUUAAUGUUAAUCAGAACUGGGAAGAUAUGUUGUCUCUUGGAGAGCAGCAGAGAUUAGGCAUGGCACGUUUAUUCUUUCACAAGCCUAAAUUCGGAAUCCUCGACGAAUGCACCAAUGCUACUAGCGUUGAUGUUGAAGAACACCUUUACUGUCUCGCCAAGGAAAUGGGAAUCACGGUUGUUACCUCUUCACAGCGACCUGCGUUAAUUCCAUUCCAUUCAACAGAAUUGAGGUUGAUUGAUGGAGAGGGUACGUGGGAGCUUCGAUCUAUCGAACACUGAAUGGGCAUAAUUUUUUGUUCUUAUUUUAUAAAACAAAAUCAACUUGUGCAUGCCGGUUCUAAUGAUCGGAUACUGCUUGAUUAUUCGCAUAAAGCAGUCGAGUGUGUCUUAGUCUAUUGCAAUAUACUUUUUAUUAAUUUUCAGUCAUAUGGAAUAGUUGGUUGUGUAUUCUUGGGUUAUAGGAAAGUUUAUUUAUUGACAUAAAUUAAGCUCCUUGUCCUAAGCCUACUAGUAUAUUAUUAUACUACCCUUAUCAAAUAAAAUUAGGCAAUGGGAAAUUCUUGAGGUGUC
Molecule: messenger RNA, 4889 nt
Organism: Impatiens glandulifera
Lineage: Eukaryota; Viridiplantae; Streptophyta; Magnoliopsida; Ericales; Balsaminaceae
Product: ABC transporter D family member 1
Exons: 27
Coding region: 591-4598 (1335 amino acids)
Biological process (GO): peroxisome organization; long-chain fatty acid import into peroxisome; very long-chain fatty acid catabolic process
Cellular component (GO): peroxisomal membrane
Molecular function (GO): long-chain fatty acid transmembrane transporter activity; ABC-type transporter activity; ATP binding
Source: RefSeq, a predicted model, not a curated record